Cervus elaphus (red deer) is the source of this 962-nucleotide messenger RNA. RefSeq lists its product as uncharacterized. Lineage: Eukaryota; Metazoa; Chordata; Mammalia; Artiodactyla; Cervidae. Bases 1 to 618 code for a protein of 205 amino acids. The transcript is spliced from 5 exons. The record is from RefSeq and is a predicted model, not a curated record.
AUGAAAAGGAGCUUGGUUCAUUUGAGUUCGCGACAUAGGUCUUCUCGAGCCAAGCCCGCCAGGGCCAAAGUCCUAACGGACAAGUGCCUGCAGCAGCAUUUCAGCCACUCCCCAGCCGCGCCUCGCUGCUACCCUCCUGCUCCCCUGCUUCCACCUCAGGCUUCCCCACCCGCGAGGAUCCAUCGCACUCACUCACCGACACUGAAACCAGAGUCAAGCUUUCCGCGGCAGCAGCGGCUCCGGCCGGAAGGCCCUCUGGGCGUCCCGGAAGGACAUCCUGAGACAGUCUUCCUUUCUCACUGCCCCCGCGACUGGGAUGACAGACCCCGGAAUUCCCUCAAAUCCCAUCUCUCCUGUCCCACUUUCGGCACUCGAGCCUGUUCGCUCCGUGAGUUCUCAACAUCCGAAUGGCAAACGGGUUGUGAAGUUGUAGUACAGCUCAUCUGUCGGAGUACCCAGCGCAGGGAUCCCGCCUGGAUUAUUAGGGACCGGAUCCUUUGCUUACCCGUCAUAUAUCAUAACAGAGAAUAUUUACCUGAUGGAGAUUUACAGGAACAUCGAUACCUGACCAUGACCGGACCUCCAGAACAAAGACACCAGGAAGUUUGCAACAACUAACGUCGUGCCUCUCUCACCUUUCCUAUAAAAGGGCUUUGCUGAAAGCUUUUGGGGAGUUUCCCUGAUGGGUCAGCUCGUAAAGAAUCCGCCUGUAAUAUGGAAGACCUGAGUUCAAUCCCUGGGUUGGAAAGAUCCCCUGGAGAACAGAAUGGCAACCCACCCCAGUAUUCUAGCGUGGAGAAUCCCAUGGACAGAGCCGCUUGGUGGGCUACAGCCCAUGCGGUCACAAAAUGUUGGGACAUGACUGAGCGAUUUUUACUUUUGGGGAGUUUGGGGGUUUUAAGACAUGAGUCACCCACCUCCUUGCAUGGCCCUGCAAUAAACUUCUCUGUUCCAAACUCCCA